AUGAGUGGGUUGGUGGACGAGAGCGGCCUGCACCGAGCGCCUUCCUCCGGGGCCGGGAACUCGAACUCGGCGCUUUGGAGAGCCUCGGGCGGCGGAGCGCCCGGGGGUUCGCCGCCGGGCUUCGAAGGCGCGCCUCCCCAGGAUCGCCAGGACGGGAGCAGCAAUGGGAACCCGCGCCUCCCCCACCUCCCCUCGGCCGGGCAACAUCUCUACAGCGCCGCGCCGGCCCUCUCCCACACCGGAGUCGCCGAAUACCAGCCACCACCCUACUUCCCACCUCCCUACCAGCUGCUGACUUAUUCCCAGUCGGCAGACCCCUCCUCGCAUCUGGGAGAAGCGUACGCUGCCAUCAACCCCCUGCACCAGCCGGCGCCCGCGGGCAGUCAGCCGCAGGCCUGGCCCGGCCGCGGGAGCCAGGAGGCUGCCGGCUUGCCCUCGCACCACGGGCGCCCGGCCGGCCUGCUACCCCAUCUCUCCGGGCAGGACGGCGGCGCUAUGAGCGCCCGCAGGGAUGGCUUCCACCGCUCGGACCUGCUGCUGCCCCACGCGCGCGCCCUGGACGCAGCGGGGCGGGCGGAGAACCUGGGCCUUCCUGACCUGGGGCAACCGAUGGACGAGGUGCAGAUCGUGGAUGGGCAGCACCGGCUUCUGCAUGAUCAGACUGGGAUUCGCAAAGGUCCCAUUUCAAUGACCAAGAAUCCCUUGAGCCUCCCCUGUCAGAAGGAGCUGGUGGGGGCUGUGGUGAACCCCAGUGAGGUCUUCUGCUCCGUCCGCGGAAGAUUGUCCCUCCUGAACCGCACGUCGAAAUACACAGUGACAGUUGCCGAAGUCCAGAGGCGAUUGUCCCCGCCUGAGUGCUUAAAUGCCUCAUUCCUGGCAGGUGUUCUCAGAAGAGCCAAGUCUAAAAAUGGAGGCUGGUCCUUGCGGGUGAAGCUGGACAAGAUUGGGCUGAACCUUCCAGCGGGCAGACGGAAGGCUGCACACGUCACCCUCCUGACUUCCUUAGUAGAAGGUGAGGCCGUUCAUUUGGCUCGGGACUUCGCGCAUGUCUGUGAAGCUGAGUUUCCUAGUAAACCGGUGGCCGAGUACUUAACUAAACCUCAUCUUGGAGGACAGAAUGAGAUGGCAACGAGGAAGAACAUGCUGCUGGCCGCACAGCAAGUGUGUAAAGAAUUCACGGACCUUCUCCACCAAGACCGAACACCCAACGGGAACAACCGGCCGGCCCCGGUCUUAGAGGCGAACAUUCAGAACCACCUGUCUCACUUCAGCCUGAUGACCCACGGGUUUGGCAGCCAGGCCAUCUGUGCCGCCGUGUCUGCUAUGCAGAACUACAUAAAAGAGGCUUUGGUCAUCAUAGAGAAAUCCUACAUGAAUCCUGGGGACCAGAGUCCAGCCGAUUCCAGCAAGACCUCGGAGAAGAUGGAGAAGCAUCGGAAAUGCAACAGGUGGAAACAAAGGGAAGACGAGUCUGCAAGGGGAAAAAAAUCUCAAACCACGCUCACCGGCACAGAUGGGGAGACUCCUCGGCCUGGGGGGACAAGCUAA
Molecule: messenger RNA, 1548 nt
Organism: Myotis myotis
Lineage: Eukaryota; Metazoa; Chordata; Mammalia; Chiroptera; Vespertilionidae
Product: transcription factor AP-2 gamma-like
Exons: 1
Coding region: 1-1548 (515 amino acids)
Biological process (GO): regulation of cell population proliferation; anatomical structure development; regulation of transcription by RNA polymerase II
Cellular component (GO): nucleus
Molecular function (GO): RNA polymerase II transcription regulatory region sequence-specific DNA binding; DNA-binding transcription factor activity, RNA polymerase II-specific
Source: RefSeq, a predicted model, not a curated record